UUACAACACAGCCGCUCAGUCGCCGUUGCCACCGCCAUCGCUGCUGCCGCCCACUAGCGCCAUUAGCACUUCGCCACAACCCUCUGCAUUGCUACCGCUCAUAAUGCCGCCAACUUCCAUUACAGCGCUAAGCCAGCAGCAACAACAACAGCUGCAGCAGCCACAACUAUCGCCGCUAAUGCAGUCAUCGAUUAUGUCGCCGCAGCAAAGCAGUAACCAUGCACCCACAGCUGCCAUGCAGUCGCCACGUGCCAGCACACCUACUUUGCACUCGCCGCAAACGAUGGGCUCCUACUCGCAGUCACAGUCGCCGGCAGCGCAUCAGUUUGGUGCGCUCUCGCCAAUGAGUCAAUAUGGCACGCCUCAGCCAUUGGCGCCGCCGCCCUUGAACAUACACGCCGUUCAAGAGGCGAAGGAGAAGCUGAAGCAAGAGAAAAAGGAGAAGCAUGCAACGAAGAAGCUCAUAAAAGAGUUGGCUAUCUGCAAGACAUUGCUGGGGGAAAUGGAGCUGCAUGAAGAUUCGUGGCCAUUUUUAUUGCCAGUAAAUACUAAACAGUUUCCGACUUACCGUAAGAUUAUUAAAAAUCCCAUGGAUUUGUCCACAAUCAAGAAACGCAUACAGGACUUAACGUGAGUAAUAUUACCUUUUGCAUUUUUUUGUUAGUGGAAAACUUUCCACUUUGUUAGGGUAAAAGAGAGUUAAUGAGCUAAGAGUGUUUAGUAAAGAAACAGGCACGAAAUUACUAUAAAAUACUAAGAUAAAUCCGAGUCUAAAUGCAAAUCGAAAGUCACGAACACGUUCCAUUUUGACUGUCGGGUCUAUGUUAUAGGAUCCAGAUUUAUUUCUACCAAAGGAUUGUUCCUUCAGCAGCAUUACAAAGAACCUUUUUUUGGGAAUUUUUAUGCUGGAGACGAACACCACAAAAUUCGCUAUUUUAGUCGACAGUUCACACUGCAUGCUUCGUCGGUUUAUAUGUCUAAAGGUCGAGUGACGAGAAAGCAGUAGUACCUCCAAGUGCCCCUCUUACUUUCACUAGCCAGGAAGUUCAAGUGGCCACUGGAAAGCUAAAAGUCUUGAAAACAAUUGGCCCUGACGGACUAUGCAAGUUGAUGCUAAAACACUUGAGUUCGGUGGGAUUUGCAUACUUCACAAUGUCUCUCAAUUUAUCAUCGUACCCGACAAAGGAAAAGCGUCAACUGCUUCGAUAGAUCCGCGUAACUCUGGCGCAUACAAGUUCUGA
Molecule: messenger RNA, 1241 nt
Organism: Rhagoletis zephyria (snowberry fruit fly)
Lineage: Eukaryota; Metazoa; Arthropoda; Insecta; Diptera; Tephritidae
Product: bromodomain-containing protein 4-like
Cellular component (GO): chromatin
Molecular function (GO): protein binding
Source: RefSeq, a predicted model, not a curated record